AUGGGUUAUUAUUUAGCUGAUGGUAUGUAUCCUGAAUGGUCUACAAUUGUUCAAACUAUUCGUGAUCCUCAUUCCCAACAAAAGAAAUAUUUCGCGAUGAAGCAAGAAUCGUGCCGAAAAGAUGUUGAACGUGCAUUUGGAGUUUUGCAAUCACGUUUUGCAAUUAUUGCAAGACCGUCAUGUUUUUGGAGAAAGGAAGUGCUACAUGAUAUAAUGACUACAUGUAUUAUACUGCACAACAUGAUACUUGAGGAUGAACGUGAUCUCGAUGCACCAAUUCAAGAUGUCGUAGAGGCUCCAACUCCAACUAUAGAAAUGGUGAUAGAUGAAAAUCUCCGGUUUGAACAAAUUUUAGCUUGA
Messenger RNA from Solanum tuberosum (potato), 360 nucleotides. RefSeq lists its product as uncharacterized. Lineage: Eukaryota; Viridiplantae; Streptophyta; Magnoliopsida; Solanales; Solanaceae. The record is from RefSeq and is a predicted model, not a curated record. The transcript has a single exon. Bases 1 to 360 code for a protein of 119 amino acids.